Molecule: messenger RNA, 1284 nt
Organism: Aspergillus pseudotamarii
Lineage: Eukaryota; Fungi; Ascomycota; Eurotiomycetes; Eurotiales; Aspergillaceae
Product: kinase-like protein
Exons: 1
Coding region: 1-1284 (427 amino acids)
Biological process (GO): regulation of mRNA processing; protein phosphorylation; spliceosomal complex assembly
Molecular function (GO): protein kinase activity; ATP binding
Source: RefSeq, a predicted model, not a curated record
AUGGCGACCACUAACACCUUUACUUUCGAGCCUUUGUAUGAGCCUCUUGAAGGGGUAGAGAGACUUGAAAAUUAUCGACCAGGAGGAUAUCAUCCCGUAAAGAUUGGCGAUCAGUUCAGAGGCCGUUACCGAAUAGUUCACAAACUAGGCUAUGGCUCUUAUUCUACAACGUGGCUUGCUCGCGAUGAACAAAAUAUGAGAUAUGUCGCAGUCAAGAUUUGCACUGCAGAUUCGAGCCCACAGGAAUUUGACAUUCUAUCAAUCCUUGCUGGCUCUCGACAUCCCUCCAUCAAAUGCCAGGGCGAAAAAAUGAUCCUUUCGGCUAUAGAUACAUUCAACAUUCAAGGCCCGAAUGGCAACCAUAGUUGCUACGUGACCAUUCCAGCAAGAGCUAGUCUGGCUGACGUAAAAGAUGGAUCCUGGAUCCGCUUGUUCCAGCCUAACGUGUGCCGAAUAUUGGCUGCGCAACUUGCCAUUGCUGUUGAGUAUAUAUAUACUCGGGGUUAUGUUCAUGGAGACCUUCAUCUAGGCAAUAUCCUUCUUAAGAUGCCACCAAACUUCGGUCAACUUUCAGUCGAAAGAUUAUAUGAAGAGUAUGGAGCACCAGAACUGGACCCAAUAAUCCAUUUAGAUGGAAAACCGCUUCCGCCUGGCGUCCCAUCUCAUGGCAUUGCGCCGAUAUGGCUUGGAAAAGCAAGUGAGGAGAUCUCUCCCGCGGAAGCCAGAAUUGUGCUCACAGAUUUCGGCGAAGCCUUUUCACCCUCACAAGACCAAAAGUAUGAAUCUCGGACUCCCCUGGUAAUUCGUCCUCCAGAGACACGGUUUGAACCCAGCAAACCUUUGUCUUUUCCAUCAGACAUCUGGACACUUGCAUGCUCUAUCUGGACUAUCAUUGCCCAGAGACCAUUAUUUGAAGGCUUUCUUGCUACGCAAGAUGAUAUGACUUGCGAACAUGUUGAUGCUCUUGGUAUCUUGCCAUCGAAAUGGUGGGAGAAAUGGGAAGCACGACAAUAUAAAUUCACCGUGGACGGUAUACCAAUAAACAGAAACCCCUUUCGAUCAUGGGAAACGCGCUUCGAAGAUAGUGUCCAGCAACCGAGGCGUGAUAGUAACAUGACACCAUUUGACGAGGAGGAAAGAGAUGCCAUUUUCUCGAUGCUACGAUCUAUGCUGUCGUUUAGACCUGAGGAUCGACCUACUGCCAAGCAGGUCCUUGAGUCCUCAUGGAUGGCGAAAUGGGCCCUGCCUCAGUAUCAAAAGAGUCAAGAAAUAUUCAAAGUAUAA